Molecule: messenger RNA, 1071 nt
Organism: Glossina fuscipes
Lineage: Eukaryota; Metazoa; Arthropoda; Insecta; Diptera; Glossinidae
Product: histidine-rich glycoprotein
Exons: 2
Coding region: 98-874 (258 amino acids)
Source: RefSeq, a predicted model, not a curated record
AUCAGUUAACUUUUCAGCGUUCAGCACAAAAGAGUUCGAGUCUUUUUGUCGUUUUUCUUACAAUAAUUUAUUUGGGAUCAAGCGUGAGAUCGUAGUAAUGAAGGCUUUCGUAGGCAUUUUGAUGAUCGCUUUGGCUUCAGUGCACGCUGGAGUUUUGUCUCAUCAUCAUCAUACCGAUGAGAUUGCAGACCACGGUCACUAUGUCGAUCAUGGGGUUCAUCAUGGUGUUGAUGUGCAUCAUGCCAAUGGCGUUCACAUUGGUCACUCGUCAGCUAUCGUCAUUGAUGGCGAUCAUGUGACUGAACAUCAUCCGGUUUAUCACCAUGAUGGUAAUCAGGUGGCCGGCGUUGAUGUAGUACAGACAGACGUGGGAGGCGCCGGGGCUGGCGGUGUUGAUGUCGCUCUCGCCGGUACUUCGGCCGCCCGGGUAAUACAUCAUGAGCCCAUACAUCAAGUGGAAUCGGUGCAUCACGUGACUAGAGUAGUGCAUCAUGAACCGCAUCACUUUUUGCAUUACACAAAUCCCGUGGUCGAUCAUCAUGUUGUUCAUCAAAAUCAUCAUGUCGAUGAACAUCAUCAUGCCGCCGAUUUGCAUCAUACUGAAUUGCAUCAUGGCGAUUUGUUACAUCGUGGCGUUGCUCAUCAUACAGCGGCGCCAGCAGCUUUACAUCAUCAUCAUCAUCAUGGUUAUGCUUAUCAUAAUAAUGCAGCUUUAGUACAUCAUGCACCAGUAGCCGUUCAUCAUCAUCGCGAUGCCGCCGUUGUUCAUCGGGUGUAUCCCGCCCAUCCCACACAUGCCGAUAUCUUGACCUUUGCCAAACAUCAAUUACAUGGCAAAUAUGGUAAAGUGAAGAUCAUUGAAAAGCAUUACUAAACGAUUUCCUCUUCGCUCCCCCAUCUCAUCGGUCGUUCGGUCUCUCUUAUAACUAAUUUAUUGUAUUGUAAACAGUUGAAGAACCGCUCUGCUCUGCUCUGCUCAUGCAUUCAUCAAAAUCAAUGUUAUUGUUAUUAUUAUCAUGAUUAGGUUAAGUCUUUGAUUUUCUUAUUAUUAUUAUUAUCUUCUCGAGUUUU